Messenger RNA from Cucurbita maxima (winter squash), 2437 nucleotides. Its product is annotated as probable methyltransferase PMT11. Bases 32 to 2107 code for a protein of 691 amino acids. Gene Ontology annotation, cellular component: trans-Golgi network; endosome; cytoplasm. NCBI's taxonomy places the organism in Eukaryota, Viridiplantae, Streptophyta, Magnoliopsida, Cucurbitales, Cucurbitaceae. The transcript is spliced from 9 exons. The record is from RefSeq and is a predicted model, not a curated record. Gene Ontology annotation, molecular function: methyltransferase activity.
CUUUCUUGCCCAUUUGGGUGUGUGAACGAGAAUGAAACCUUUCUCUAAUUGCGAUUCACUGAAGAACCCAUCGAUCUUCAAGAUCUCUGCCUUCAUUCUAAUAUCGCUCUCUUUCUUUUAUCUGGGCAAGCAUUGGUCUGAUGGGUACCCACAGCUCAUCUUCUUCACUGAAACUCGAUAUUCCCCUCCUUCAGUGUCAAUGUCGCCUAAUCACGACAACCCCUUCAAUGUUUCUUCUCUGAUCGAGCAGAAUCUAACCCGUGCAGCUCCGGAGAAAGCCCUUUCUUCUGCCCCGGCCCCGACCGCAUCUCCGAUUCUCAGUUCAUUCCCUCCUCAUCCGCCGCCGCUUCCUUCUCCGCCACCUCCGCCAUCUAAUUCAUUGCACAGAUUUGGUAUCGUGAACGAGAAUGGAACUAUGGCUGACGAGUUUGAGGUGGGAAAUUUAGAUCUCGAGUUUACGGAGAAUUGGGAGAAUGAGAUUGAGAAUGGGACGGAUACUAGUGGCCCUAUCAAGAUUACGAUCAAGAAGUUUGCUUUUUGCCCGCAGAACAUGGGGGAGUACAUACCUUGCUUGGAUAAUGUGGCUGCCAUUAAGAAGCUGAAGUCGACGGAAAAGGGGGAAAAGUUUGAGCGCCACUGCCCUGAUGUUGGUGAGGGAUUGAACUGCUUAGUUCCAGCACCGAAAGGAUACCGGACGCCCAUUCCCUGGCCGAGGAGCCGUGAUGAGGUGUGGUUCCGCAAUGUUCCUCAUACCCGUUUGGUUGAAGACAAAGGCGGUCAAAACUGGAUCUCCCGGGACAAAGAUAAAUUUAGGUUCCCUGGAGGUGGUACGCAAUUCAUUCAUGGGGCAACUGAGUACUUGGAUCAUAUCUCUAAGAUUGUUCCUGAUGUUGCUUUUGGUAGCCAUACACGAGUAGUUUUGGAUAUUGGGUGUGGUGUUGCGAGUUUUGGUGCCUACCUGCUAUCACGGAAUGUAGUAACAAUGUCCAUUGCUCCCAAAGAUGUUCAUGAGAACCAGAUUCAGUUUGCUCUUGAACGUGGUGUUCCUGCAAUGGUUGCAGCAUUUUCUACUCGCCGUUUACUGUAUCCAAGUCAAGCUUUUGACUUAAUACAUUGCUCUAGAUGUAGAAUUAAUUGGACUCGUGAUGAUGGAGUUCUGUUGCUGGAGGUUGACAGAAUGCUAAGGGCGGGAGGAUACUUUGCUUGGGCAGCACAGCCUGUUUACAAGCAUGAAGAAGCCUUGGAGCGGCAGUGGGAAGAGAUGAUUAACCUCACCACUCGUCUCUGCUGGGAGUUUGUGAAAAAGGAUGGGUAUAUAGCAAUAUGGAAAAAGCCAAUGAAUAACAGCUGCUAUCUUAGCCGUGAUUCAGGAGUUAAGCCUCCACUUUGUGAUGUAGAUGAUGAUCCAGAUAAAGUUUGGUAUGUGGAUCUGAAGCCUUGCAUUACCAGGCUGCCAGAAAAUGGUUUUGGAAGAAACGUCACGACAUGGCCUGCACGCUUACAUUCUCCUCCAGAUAGGCUUCAGAGCAUUCAAUAUGAUGCCUAUAUUUCUAGAAAUGAGCUCUUCAGGGCCGAAUCUAAAUAUUGGAAUGAAAUUAUAGAAAGCUAUGUGCGUGUAUUACAUUGGAAGAAGAUAAGACUAAGGAAUGUAAUGGACAUGAGAGCUGGAUUUGGAGGGUUUGCUGCAGCUUUAAUUGAUAAUAAACUGGAUUCGUGGGUGAUGAAUGUCGUCCCCCUGAGUGGACCGAACACCUUACCCGUUAUAUAUGACCGUGGACUUCUCGGAGUUCUUCAUGAUUGGUGCGAACCUUUCGAUACAUACCCAAGAACAUACGAUCUAUUGCAUGCAGCUGGUCUUUUUUCAUCUGAAAUGAAAAGAUGCAAUAUGUCGACAAUCAUGCUCGAGAUGGAACGGAUCUUAAGGCCUGGGGGCCAUGUAUACAUUCGUGAUACUAUUGCUGUCAUGGAUGAGCUUCAAGCCAUUGGAAAGGCGAUGGGUUGGCAUGUUACCCUGCGUCAUACAUCCGAGGGGCCUCAUGCGAGCUAUAGGAUACUGGUUGGUGAAAAACGCCCUCGUAAACGAAAAUUGCAGGAUGUGCUGAGUUAAGUACAAGUCCUUCAGCUCAUUACUGAAAAUGAGAAGCAAGUGGAGUAAACACAGGCUAAUUUCCCACCGACAGAGAUGAAGAAAGCAUCAAAUUAAUGUAUGCUUUGGCACACAACCGCUGGUCUUCAUUUGGUUGGUGCCGUCAGAUGGUACAGCAUAUGAAAGCGUAGAUUUGGUGCCAUAGUGGGUUGUUUUUGAAGUUUAGAAGAAGGUAGAUGGCAUAGCAUCAUUGCAGCUUGACUGCAAAUUGGAGAACUAGAGAUUGUAAACAAUUGAUCAUACACCAAGUCAAGCAUCAGAACCACAUUCAAUCCUCAUUCAAUCUUUUUU